AUGUCCACGCGCCCAGAAAUUGAUUUCACGCGUCGCAACGAAGAAAAAUACAGCGGUAGAAAAAUACAAGCACGCACGUUUAGCGCUGGAGCCACCAAGUCGUUGCUUGAAUGUGGGCUGAAAGGAAGUGCUUCCCUUGAGGACAUUCGACCGUCGGGCGGUUAUUUUCAGGCGCCCACGCUCAGGGAACCGGAACAAUACCAUAGAGACAUCGGUCGCUCUGAGAAUGAGGGUGUUCAAGACUGGGUGAUCCUGGUCGACAGUGGCAAGGGCUACUGGUGGCAUCAGCGCGCGACUCUGCGCCCAUUGGAGAAAACUGCCAAGCAAGAGGGCUUGCGGCAAUGUGUAUACCUACCCUCCGUUCUGCCAUACGAAAGGAACUCAUUCCUCAACUCCCAUGGGCUCUAUGACGGUGGACAUUUCGUUGAUGUCGAGCAUGAAACAGGCAAUAAUGUGAUUGUCAUGAAGCUUAAAGGAACGUGGACUCAAUCUCAGGCCCCCCCAGUAACGUACAGCAAGGGCUCCAGCGUCAAGUCAGAUACAAGAAAAAACUUGGUACAGCUUGUUGACUCGUGUAAUGAUGAUCGCAUAUCUGGCAUACUCAUCAAUCUUGCCCCCUUGCUGCCAAAUCGCAAGGCAGUGAAAUGCUUAGAAUGGUCAAAAUCACAUUGA
Messenger RNA from Suillus bovinus, 672 nucleotides. RefSeq lists its product as uncharacterized. Bases 1 to 672 code for a protein of 223 amino acids. The transcript has 6 exons. The record is from RefSeq and is a predicted model, not a curated record. Lineage: Eukaryota; Fungi; Basidiomycota; Agaricomycetes; Boletales; Suillaceae.